GCGUGAGGAUAUUAUUAAUACCCUCAUCUCCUUCUCACUUUUUUCUUCAAUUUUUUUUUCUUUUCCUAUUCUUUGUUUUUUUAUUCUCUAUAUAUGCUCCGUUUCCUCUUAUACAAUUUCCUUGCAAAUUAUGAUGAGCUUUUGUAGAAGAAGCGUUCACUCUUUUCUGGGUCUUAACGCCAUGGACACCACCACCACCACCACCAUUACUACUACUAAUGACAGCAAGCCUCCAUGGAAAUGCCAACAAUUAGGUCUUGUCACUGCCACUGGUGACCAGCAUCGUCUACCUAAUGUUCUUGAGUCUGCAGCAAUUAUCAAAUCCUCAUCCUCACCGCCUUCUUCUCCACCUUCGCCAGCGAAGAAAGACCCUGGUGGGAUUGGUUUCAUUGAUGAUAUGGGAGGUGGUGUUGAUGGCUUGAUGUCUUGCACCGAGAGUCUUGGAUGUGAAAGCUCAGACGAACGACGAGCCGAUGAUGAUGACGAUGAUAUAUAUUUCUUCGUUAGACCGUGGACGAAGAAAUGGAGGAAGAUGGGUGAGAGAAGAGAAGUGAAGAAGUUUCCUCCUCCUCUUUCUUCGCUGAAACAGAAUGGCCAGCCCAGUUUCUUCCUACGACCUGAGAGGAAAGACGGGAGGCUUGAGCUUACCGAGGUCAGGAUUAAUAGGCCGGAGAUUCUCCGAGCUUAUAGAGAAGAUGGACGGUUGAGAUUGCACCUUAUAGUGGGAGAUGAUGACACCGUCGAGCAACAAGAUUGUAUACAUGAAGAACAAGAACAAGAACAAGAUGAAGAACCACAUCAAAAAGACGAAGAAGAAGAUGAUGAUGUAGAUGAGACGGAAGAAAAAGAAGAAGAACAAGUGAAGGGAAUUGUGGAAGAAGAUAGGGAUAUCGAAGACUGGAAGUUUCCGGUGAGUGCCGGUGAAGGUAUCCGGCGGUGUCACGAGGUGGUGCCUGGACAUCACCACCACCAUAGCCACCAUCACCACCAUAUGCCAGUGUGGAGCCAGCAUUGCGUGACGACCAGGUGAGAGAAAGGGAAAGAAAGAGAAAUAUCUGGUUGGCAAUAAAAUUUUAAAUUUUUAAAUUUUAUUAUUAUUUUUUUAACGUCGUCAUGUGAAAAGAAGACAACUGCUACUACUUGAUCCCAAAGAAAGAGAGAAAGACAACCAAAAAAGGAAAAAAGCUUAAUUAAGGGUAUGUGUUGUGGAGAGAGUACGUGUUUCAUUGUUGUGAAAUUUCAUCUCUGCCAUAAGUAUUUUAGCAGAGAAAGAGAGAAAAAGAAAAACAAAGAAAAUGGUGGAUUUAAUUGUCUCUCAGCUUAAUUUCGAGAACCCCCAGAAUGGUGCGUGUAUGUAUGGAUAAACGAUGGAUUGGGAAUCUCUGCAAUAGACAGCACCCGAUGGUGUGUUAGGGCUCGGUAACCAAGACAUCCCAGACACAAAAAGAAGCAACCGAAAAAAAAAAAAUGAAUAAAAAUUUACAAAAAAAUUCUCUGCAGGACACCCCGCACAGAGAAAUGAUUUGCAUUUUGCCAAAUUUAGAAAAUUUUCUGAUUGUUGUUAUCGUUGUUCUUGUUGUUUCUUUAUCCUUUUUUGGUACUCAAUGAGAUGGCUUUAUACCUUCUGUUAAUUCUUCUUUUGUAUUACCUUCAAAGUUUGGUGAAAGCUAGAUUAGCUAAUUAAAUUUAUUAAUUACAUA
Ziziphus jujuba (common jujube) is the source of this 1700-nucleotide messenger RNA. RefSeq names its product protein FANTASTIC FOUR 1. Lineage: Eukaryota; Viridiplantae; Streptophyta; Magnoliopsida; Rosales; Rhamnaceae. The transcript has a single exon. The coding region runs from base 131 to 1030 and encodes 299 amino acids. The record is from RefSeq and is a predicted model, not a curated record.